This is a messenger RNA of Equus quagga, 700 nucleotides long. RefSeq names its product MyoD family inhibitor domain containing 2 (gene MDFIC2). The transcript has 4 exons. The record is from RefSeq and is a predicted model, not a curated record. The coding region runs from base 131 to 700 and encodes 189 amino acids. Lineage: Eukaryota; Metazoa; Chordata; Mammalia; Perissodactyla; Equidae.
GCUUCUUCGCUCACUUCUGGCAGGGUAGAGGAAUGCUGGACAUUGAGAGACAACAAGGAAGGCUGCCCAGAGCAUCGCCACGCUGCUCCCCGGUCCCACGCCUUGGGCCUCCUCCUUUUGGAACACACAGAUGUCAGAAACUGAGCCGGAAAAGAUAAAAGUAAAAACAGCUGAGCAUUUUGAAAAUGAUAAAAAUAACGUUUCUUGGUUGAAGGAAGAUACGCAACUCACAAAUGAAAAGCAUGCAGAGGAGAAACCCAUUAAUGCUAUCGUUAUAAAUUCAGUAUCCGAAUUCAAUAUCACAGAUGGACCAGCCAAGGAAACCCCCAGUGAGAAAAAACUGUCAGAAUCCAGCACAUCACUGUCCUCCCUUGAAGAAUGCCAAGCGAAAUUCUCCUACCUCCAAACUGAUACUUCAGUUCAUCAGAGAGACACUGAUGAGGAGUGCGCUUCUCUCAUCCUCACCUGUCUGUUUUGCCAGUUUUGGGACUGUCUGCUGAUGCUCCCGGAUACGUGCGAAACGGUGUGUAUCAACCUGUGCUGCCCCUCUCACAGGUAUCACCAUACCUCAGAUGAAAGCCACUCUCGGAAUGAUUGUAACUGUAACUGUGAUGUGGACUGCAGCCUUUUUGAAUCUUGCCACGAGACCAGCGAGUGUCUGGAGCUGGCCAUGGAGAUUUCAGAAAUCUGUUACCGCUAG